AUGACUCCCUACCGACGCCUGGGUUCUCGGGGCCUCGCCCACUCCAGCCCUGCGCCCACCUUCCAGCCUCCUGCCCCACCACCCCAGCUACUGUUCCCUCUAUCGCCUCUGGGCCCCGUCCCUGCCCGAAACGAGAUCCUGAUCAAGGUGCAGGUGUAUGUGAGCGGGGAGCUGGUGCCCUUGGCCCGGGCCUCAGUGGAUGUGUUUGGGAACCGGAUGCUGCUUGCCGCUGGCACCACGGACUCAGAGGGCGUGGCCAUACUGCCCCUCAGCUACCGUUUGGGCACCUGGGUGCUGGUCACUGCUGCUCGCCCUGGCUUUCUCACCAACUCUGUGCCCUGGCGUGUUGACAAGCUGCCCUUGUAUGCAUCAGUCAGCCUCUACCUGCUUCCCGAGCGGCCGGCCACCCUCAUCCUCUAUGAGGACCUGGUGCACAUCCUCUUGGGCUCUCCUGGUGCCCGCUCCCAGCCGUGGGUGCAGUUCCAGCGCCGGGCUGCCCGCCUGCCGGUCAGCUCUACCUACAGCCAGCUCUGGGCCUCGCUUACACCCGCCAGCACCCAGCAGGAAAUGCGUGCUUUCCCUGCCUUCCUGGGCACCGAGGCCUCCAGCUCAGGCAAUGGCUCCUGGCUGGAGCUGAUGCCGCUGGCUGCUGUCAGCGUGCACCUACUAACAGGCAACGGAACAGAAGUGCCACUCUCAGGCCCCAUUCACCUGUCCCUGCCCGUGCCCUCCGAGCCUCGUGCCCUUACUGCGGGCACCAGCAUUCCAGCCUGGAGGUUCGACCCCAAGAGUGGGCUGUGGGUACGCAACGGCACUGGUGUGAUCCGGAAGGAAGGCCGGCAGCUCUACUGGACUUUCAUUUCCCCCCAGCUGGGGUACUGGGCAGCUGCCAUGGCUUCCCCCACCACUGGACUGGUCACCAUCACAUCAGGCAUCCAGGACAUUGGCACCUACCACACCAUCUUUCUGCUCACCAUCCUGGCAGCGCUGGCCCUGCUGGUGCUCAUUCUGCUGUGUCUGCUCAUCUACUACUGCCGCGAGCUGCGGCGCGACUCGCUCACCAGCCCGGAGGACGAGCUGGGGGCGGAGGUGGGCGACGAGGCGGGCGACAAGAAGAGCCCUUGGCAGCGCCGGGAGGAGCGGCCGCUUAUGGUAUUCAACGUCAAGUAG
Puma concolor (puma) is the source of this 1170-nucleotide messenger RNA. The record is from RefSeq and is a predicted model, not a curated record. Lineage: Eukaryota; Metazoa; Chordata; Mammalia; Carnivora; Felidae.